CCGGGGUUUCCAGCUCCGAGUCGCAGGAGUUGAGGACUCUUCAUCGCAGUACGCCGCUCAGCACCGCAUCUGUCCGGUAACUCCGCAGCAAGUGGACCGAAGGGGAGAACAGACUCGUAAAAAGAAGCAAACAUCCGAAACAGUCGCGUGCAGCAGCCUCGCGGGUUUGAUGUGCGCGCGGAGAUGCAAGCCUCGCUGCUAAUGCUCGUCUGCGUCCUGGCUGCUGUUGCUGGCCAGGAGCCUGACCACAGCCACGGCUGCGCCCAUGGCAGCUGUUACCCGGCAACAGGGGACUUGCUGGUUGGACGAGAGAAGAACCUGAAGGCCUCGUCCACAUGCGGGAUGAGAAAAAAAGAGCCCUACUGCAUUGUCAGUCAUCUGCAGGAUGAAAAGAAGUGUUUCGACUGUGACUCUAGACGGCCGUAUGACCCAGUGUAUAACACCAUCAAUCACCGGAUAGAGAAUGUUAUCACCACCUUCAAACCUCACCGCAAGAAGUCCUGGUGGCAGUCUGAGAAUGGAAAGUCGGAGGUCUUUGUCCAGCUGGAUCUGGAAGCAGAGUUUCAUUUCACUCACCUGAUUAUGACCUUCAAGACUUUCCGUCCGGCGGCCAUGCUGAUUGAACGCUCAGCAGAUUUUGGUCGUACCUGGCAGGUCUACCGUUACUUUUCCCACGACUGCUCUGCCACCUUUCCCGGAGUGUCCCAGGGUCCUUUGCGUAACAUUAAUGAUGUCAUCUGUGAGUCACGCUACUCUGACAUUGAGCCGUCAACGGAGGGAGAGGUCAUCUACAGAGUGUUGGAUCCAGCCAUCAGGAUUGAGGAUCCAUACAGCCCGAACAUACAGAACCAGCUAAAGAUUACCAACUUGAGAGUAAACUUCACCAAGCUUCACACUCUGGGAGACAACUUGCUGGACCCAAGAGCUGAAAUCAAAGAAAAGUACUACUACGCCAUAUAUGAACUUGUCGUACGUGGAAACUGCUUUUGCUAUGGCCACGCCUCGGAGUGCGCCCCCAUCAAUGGCAUAAGGGAUGAUAUAGAAGGAAUGGUCCAUGGCAGGUGUGUGUGUAACCAUAACACCAAGGGUUUAAACUGUGAGCAAUGUGAUGACUUCUACAACGACCUGCCGUGGAGACCAGCCGAGGGACGCAACAGCAACGCCUGCAAGAAGUGUAACUGCAAUAGCCACUCGACCCUGUGUCACUUUGACAUGGCGGUGUAUUUGGCCACUGGAAAUGUCAGCGGAGGAGUGUGUGAUGACUGUCAGCACAACACCAUGGGACGCAACUGUGAGAUGUGCAAACCUUUCUACUACAAAGACCCUAUUAAAGAUAUCAGGGACCAACGUGUUUGCAUAGCGUGUGACUGCGACCCAGAUGGUUCCCAGAAUGGAGGGAUGUGCGACAGCCACACCGACCCUUCCCUCGGCAUGGUGGGAGGUCAGUGUCGUUGCAAAGCCAAUGUCAAGGGGCCGCGCUGCGACAAAUGUAAGACCGGAUUCUUUGGCCUGAGUGCUGAAAACCCCCAGGGCUGCCAACAAUGCCAGUGUGACCACAGGGGAACAGUGUCAGGCAGCUCCCAGUGUGACCCAGUCAGUGGAGACUGCUUCUGCAAGCGUCUUGUCACUGGACGCAGCUGUGACCAGUGUUUGCCAGAACACUGGGCUCUGAGCCACGACCUGAACGGCUGUAGGGGCUGCGAGUGUGAUAUCGGAGGAGCCCUGGACAACCACUGCUCCAUGGAAAGCGGUCAGUGUCGCUGCCGCAGUCACAUGACAGGACGCCAGUGUACGCAGGUGGAGUCUGGAUAUUUCUUCAUGGCUCUGGAUCACUUCCUUUAUGAGGCAGAGUUAGCCAAAAUGGGGCAGGGCAGUACACUGGAGACCAGGGAGCACCAACCAGGUCGGCCCGCCACAUGGACGGGCAUUGGGUUUGCUCGGGUACCCGAGGGUGGCACCCUGGAGUUCCUCAUCAGUAACGUCCCUUACUCCAUGGAAUAUGACCUGCUUAUCCGCUAUGAGUCACAGAUGCCCCGAGACUGGGAGGAGGUUAGACUAACAGUGAUUCGUCCAGGGCCGAUUCCUACCAGCAGCCCCUGUGGAAACACCAUUCCAGAUGAUGACAGACUCACUGUCUCCCUGCCUGCUGGAGCCAGGUUUAUGGUCCCUCCUCAGCCUGUGUGUCUGGAGAGAGGUGUAACUUACACCCUCCGCUUUGAGUUCAGACGCUAUCAAGACGCCAACAGUAUCCUCAACGGAGCGGCCAACGCUGUCCUCCUUGUGGACUCGAUUGCGUUGAUGCCCCGCCACACCUCCAUGGAGAUGUUCAAUACAGGGGAUCCAGCUUCUAGUAACAGGAAGCAGACCUAUGAGCGGUAUCGCUGCCACGAGGGGGCGAAGAGUGUGACCCGCCCGCUGAUGAGUGACACCUGUGCCAAGCUCAUCACCAGCAUGUCAGCCAUCAUAAAUGACGGGGCUCUGCCUUGUAAUUGCGAUCUUCAGGGGUCCAUCAGCUCCAUGUGUGAUGUCCGUGGGGGCCAGUGCCGCUGCAGGCCCAAUGUGAUUGCUCGGCGCUGUGACCAGUGUGCUCCGGGAACUUACGGCUUUGGACCCUCGGGUUGCAUGGCCUGCGGUUGCAGCUUGGAAGGCUCCAUGACAAGACUUUGUGAUAAGUUCACUGGUCAGUGUCAGUGUCGUCCGGGAGCAUUUGGUCAGCACUGUGACGGAUGCCAGGCAGGUUACUGGGGCUUCCCCAGUUGCCGACCCUGCCAGUGUAAUGGACAUGCUGACGAGUGCGACCAGAGGACUGGAGCCUGCGUCCGCUGUAGGGACAACACGGGAGGAGACAAGUGUGACAGGUGUGCGAACGGUUACUAUGGUAACCCAGUUUUAGGCAUAGCGUCCGGUGGUCAGUGUCGUCCGUGCCCCUGUCCAGAUGGGCCCCACAGUGGACGCCAUUUUGCUGCUUCUUGUUACCAGGACAACCGCAACAGACAAAUUAUCUGCAACUGUAACCAGGGUUACACAGGGAUUGUUAAACGCUCCGGGGUGACCAUUUUUAAGCGUGCCCGAUGUGAGGAAUGUGCCCCCGGUUAUUACGGCAACCCCUCUCAGCCCGGAGGACGCUGCCAGCCAUGCCAGUGUAACAACAACAUAGAUAUGUCAGACAUGGACGCCUGUGACAGGCAAACCGGAGAGUGCAGGAAGUGCCUUUACAACACUGAGGGCCCCAACUGUGGCAUCUGCAAGAGCGGCUAUUUUGGGGACGCUUCUCGGCGCAACUGCAGGAAGUGCACGUGUAACUUCCUGGGUACUGAACGCAGCCAGUGUAUGGAGCGUGAGGACUGUGUGUGCCAGCGUACCACAGGGCAGUGCCAGUGUCUACUAAAUGUCAUAGGUCUGACAUGUGACCACUGCGCGCCCAACCACUGGAACCUGGCCAGCGGGAGGGGCUGUGAAACCUGCGGCUGUGAUCCCAACAACUCUGUCACCUCCUCAUGUAAUGAGUUUACUGGGCAGUGUCAGUGUCGUGAUGGCUUUGGAGGGAAGACCUGCACAGACUGUCAGGAGAACUACUGGGGAGACCCCAGGACACAGUGCAGAGCUUGCGACUGUGACUGGCGAGGCAUUGAGACCUCUCAGUGCAACCGGGUGACCGGCCACUGUGUUUGCCAGCAGGGGGUGUCAGGUGUCCGCUGUGAUCAGUGUGCCAGAGGCUUCUCCGGCCAGUUCCCCAACUGUCAGCCCUGUCACCAGUGUUUCGGGGAUUGGGAUCGCAUUGUGCAGGACCUGGCAGUGCGUACCAAGACUCUGGCAGAGCGUGCCCAUGAGAUUCAGACCACUGGGCUUACUGGGGCCUAUGAGAAGGCCUUUAGAGACCUGGAGGAGAAACUGGCACAAGCUCAAGGCAUUGUCAACGCACGCAACGCCACUGCUGCAGCCGUCGCUACCCUAAUGGAGCUUAUUGAAGAUCUUAGAGCGCAGAUCGGUGAGACCACUGACACCCUGAACCGCCUGGAAGGAGACCUAACCAUUGUCCAGGACAGCAACUCUGAGGCAAGCAAGGAGCUGAGUGCUCUGGAGAGAGAGGCUAAAGAACUAAACCUCACUUCAGAGCAGCUACACCACCAACUGGAUAUCCUAAAAAACUCCAACUUCCUAGGUGCGUAUGACAGCAUCCGUAGCUCCUACAACAAGUCGCGUGAUGCAGAGCGGCGUGCCAAUGAAUCAACAACCACCAAGCCCAGCACAGUCAGCCAAUCUGCAGAUACUCGUCGCCGUACUGAGCGCCUCAUCGCCUCCAAGAAGGACGACUUCAACCGCAAGAAUGCCGCUAACAAGCGUGCACUUGGAGACCUCAAUGCCAGAGCACAGGGCCUGGACAUGAAGAAGAUCAAUGAGAAGGUUUGCGGCGCACCGGGUGAUGCUCCCUGUGAGGAAAGUCCUUGUGGGGGUGCAGGUUGCCGUGAUGAUGAAGGGAACCGUCACUGUGGAGGCCUAAACUGUAACGGCGCUGUAGCAGUAGCUGACAAUGCUCUGGAGAGAGCAAAACACGCAGAGAAGGAGCUGAAUAAAGCUAUGGGAGAGGUGGAGGGACUAUUUACCAAGGUGGCAGAGGCCAAGAGCAAGGCAGAGGAGGCCAAGGGUAAAGCCCAAGCUGCUCUGGACAAAGCCACCGCCACCAAGAACAAAGUGGAGCGCUCCAACAAUGACCUGAGAGACCUCAUCAAACAGAUCAGAGACUUCCUUACUCAGGAGGGCGCAGACCCAGACAGCAUCGAGGCAGUGGCGAACCGCGUGUUGGAGCUCUCCAUCCCUGCCUCACCCCUCCAGAUCAGACAUCUUGCUGAUGAAAUCAAGGAACGGGUUCGCAGUCUUUCGAAUGUGGACGCCAUCCUGGAGCAGACGCAGGAUGAUGUCCGCAAGGCUGAGCAACUGCUGCUGGAUGCCAAGAGGGCAAGGCAUCGGGCUGAAGGGGUGAAGACCACAGCAGAGACAGUGAAACAGGCCCUGACGGAUGCUAAGAAUGCCCAGACAUCAGCAGAGAAGGCCAUAGCCAGAGCCAAAACUGACAUUGGGGACACUGAGGCCCGACUGGCACAGAUUGAGUCGGAGACAUCUAACAGUGAGAGGAACCUGAAUGAUGCCAUGGACCGCCUCGGGACACUGGGACGAGAGAUCAAUGCCCUAAAGACCAAACGUGCCAACAACAGCAUGGCAGCAGCCCGAGCCGAAGAGACAGCCACCAUGGCACGAGACAAGGCAAAUGAAGCCAAACAGAUUCUAGAUGGCCAGCUGACAGAUAAAUACCAUGAGGUGCAGCAGCGGGUUGAUACGAAGGCCAAGGCAGUGAAGGAUGCGAAGAAACGGGCAGAGAGCCUCAGAGAUGAAGCAAAGGAACUACUGAGAGAUGCCCAGAACAAGCUCCAGAGACUAGCAGAGCUGGAGAAAAACUAUGAGGAGAACCAGAGGAGGUUGGAGGGGAAAGCUCGUCAGCUGGAUGGCUUGGAGGACAAGAUGAAAGCCAUCCUCAGUGACAUCAACAAACAGAUCCAGAUCUACAACACAUGCCAGUAACUCACUACUCAUGAGAAAACUGGUCCAUCUUGGUGUUAUUCUGCCAACUCUUCCAGAUACACCAACUGUACAAUAGACUUUGAACCAUCAAAGAAGAGGGCUGUGGUGGUUAUUUGGUCACUCUGCAAGUGAAUUUGCGUAUUUUGUGUGCAGACUGUCUUUUAUGUAAGUAUUUAAAACAGUUGCUAUCAUAUUUAGAUAUAUGUACCCAUGACUGAACAUGUAAUGGUUGUCUGAUAUGACAUAUUUUAUUUUAAUUUGUGUACAUUAUUUUUGUUUUUCAUUUGUAAAACAAUCUGGAACUGUAUCGGUGUCAUUAUCCAUGUUUACAUUUGUGUAACAUGAACAUUAUAUAUUAGAAAAGUCAAUAAUACACAGCCGUGAAAAUAAUGGAUUACAAACUAUCUGUAGUCAAACUUUUUAUGGAUUUUUUCACUUGUGAUAAUCAGCAGGUCAAUAUAAUUUCCUCCCCAUUUUUCUAUAAAGUGUCUGUGACUACUGAAAGUAUAUUCUGAGCUGUGCUCAACGCAAAAGGACUUUAUAGAAACUACAGUGUCUUCUUUCAGUAUGUAACACCACAACUUUGAGGUGCUUGAGGACAAAAUCUGAAUCAUAAUCUGUUCUGUGUUUUCAAGUUAAAAUGAGGCUUUCAUUGUUUUGGCUUUUUCCUUAACAGCCAAAAUAAAGAUGAUUCCCUGCAUAGUAUUAGGGACAUACCAUUUCAGUAGAAUAAAGAGAUGAACAGGGUUUUUGAAUUCAUAUGGAUUUUAAAUUGAAGGAAUUUUAGAUAAAAAAUGUACCAACUGGGGUGCAAGGAAUAAUUUUUUGUAUUAUCUCUGCAUUCAUACCAAUAAAUAAAAAUCAGUUUGACUGCUGAGCGAAAAGAUGUAAGCAGCCCAAAAACCACCUCUGGCUAAUGCCAAACAGGAAUGAUGUAGGGAGCAGUAUAAGCUAACAGUAUAAACUAACUGAAUGCUAGCGGCACGGCUCUGGUGAUGCUAUUAUGGGUCAGUCUGUAAGUGUGUAUGUGGGUGAACUUCGGUCCAGAGCGAAAUAUAUGUCAAAUACAGCUGAUUAAAUGAAACAUUAAAUGAGCCAGACAAGCUGAGUCUGACAUAUUCCUCUGUAAAGUGAUCGCUUACAGAUAAACCUUUUGAAUUUAGAUAGCAAAGUGACUCAUUCUGACACCGCCCUCAGGACAAACUUAAAGGACUAGUUAGACAUUUUGAGAAAUAAGCGUAUUUGCUUUCUUAUAGAGUUAGAAGAGAAGAUAUCCAGCACGUAACUCCCGGUAAUUGUUGUAGUUACAGUUUGUAUGAAUUAAACAAACAAAAUAUAACAUAUAUAUAACUUGAAAGCAAAUAAGUGUAAUUCCCAAAAUGUUUUGCUAUGUUUGUAAUGCUUUAAGUCAUCACUUAAUGAUUGCCAAACCUGUGAUACACAGAUGAAUGUGAAGAAUGUUUGUUUAUCGAAUGCACUGUGAUAGAAUAUGUAAGGUCUGCAGUAAUUGAUGCCUCACUGAAGUGACAGUAUGCAGUGUUGAAUUGUGCCUUAUAAUAUGCCAGUGUCUUGUACUCAUGUUCUUUGCAUGACAGUUUGUGUUUUUGGAAACAUGACAGGUCAAAAAAAAAAAAAAAACCUGUAAACAUAUUUCCCUCAGAUGACAUUUCAACUGGCAGCCACAUGACUUUGAUAAGUAAUUGCCAAAGCACAGAUACCAAAAGAAGCUUGUGUAAAGUUUAACUGUGUACUGUUUUGUGAAUAAAGGUUGCAUAAUUUAACCAAAAA
Molecule: messenger RNA, 7365 nt
Organism: Morone saxatilis (striped sea-bass)
Lineage: Eukaryota; Metazoa; Chordata; Actinopteri; Moronidae
Gene: lamb2
Product: laminin, beta 2 (laminin S)
Exons: 36
Coding region: 184-5577 (1797 amino acids)
Biological process (GO): substrate adhesion-dependent cell spreading; basement membrane assembly; cell migration
Cellular component (GO): laminin trimer
Molecular function (GO): extracellular matrix structural constituent; integrin binding
Source: RefSeq, a predicted model, not a curated record